Messenger RNA from Durusdinium trenchii, 1065 nucleotides. The record is from the annotation of a GenBank genome assembly. Lineage: Eukaryota; Dinophyceae; Suessiales; Symbiodiniaceae.
AUGUUGGCACCAUGCUCCCCACCUCCCCUCGGGGUUCCUGGUGCCGUUGUUGGGUGGAAGAUUCCCAGUGGUGAGCCCUUGAAGGCUUCUCAGCAGUUGAUGCAUGGAGGGCCCUUGGGAGGUCACCACCUGUUGCUGUCGGCAGCCGCACUGAUGGGCAGCUCCCAGCUCGUGCUUGCCAGCGCCUGUGCGCGUGCUGCCCGGUCACGGGGUCCUGAGGGCAUACCAAUCUACAACCAGCUGCGAGAGAUGUGGCGCAGAAGGUUGAAGCUGACUGCAGUCCUGGCUGUGCUGCUAGCAGGGCUUUGGCUCUACCAAGGCUAUCAAGGUUGGGCCAACCUCAGCCGCUUCAACCUUACACAGCCCUGGUACCGACGACUUCCGGGCUCCACCGCUAUCGAAAGUUGGCUCUUGGGCACCCAUACGAUGGCGACGGUCCACGGAAGCCCAGUGGCCAUCACCAAGAGCACCUUGCAGAGAGACUUUGGGAUGGACGUUCUCCUGGUGAAUCGUGGGCAAACAUACCGAUUGCUCACGGCGUGCUUUCUGCAUAAUAGCAUCUUCCACAUCAUGUUCAAUCUUGGAUACCUGUAUACUUUGGCGCCUCUAGAGGUUGGCUGCCGUGGCGCCUUUCUAAGCACUUUCCUCCUCUCAGGCAUUGCAGGUAACCUUGCAUUCCUACACUUUGGCCAGGCGCGCUAUGCGUUGGGGGCCUCUGGAGGCAUUUGUGGCCUUAUUGGUUUUGAGUUGGUUUCCCUGCUGCGGAGUCGGCGCACCCGCGAAUUCAAUUUACUCCUCCGCUCCGCCUUUGGAAUGCUGGUGAUGGGGAUUUUCUUGCCAGGCUGUGCCACUUGGUGCCAUGCUGGGGGACUGUCCGCUGGCUUCCUCAUUGCCUUCCUGGUGGCACGCCGCAGCGGCUAUCGGGCACCCAUUCUGCCAUGGCCCUUGUUGAUGGGCUUGUUGUCCUUGGCACCAGCUGGGCGGGAGUUCCUGUCGACACUCAUCAAGGCACUAUGGAUUGGUGUUCAGCAGCCUGGUGCGCUGGCAAGGGGAUAUAGCCUUUGA